CAGCUCAGUGGCUGGUUGAUAUUAAGGCCAGGUUUUCCUUCUUUCCCUGCCUAGGUGCUGAGGUGCCUGAGCUGUAUCAGGGGUUAAAAGCUGUAAGCACUGAUGCGUAUAUAUGAGGCUGUAUUCCUAGAACACGGCUUGUAGCCUGACUCAAGCUAUUACAGUCUAACAACAGGGACCAAUAGAAAGAGAAGAAGAUCCAAGAAAGCUGAGGAGGACAGGAAACAAACACAGCGGUUAGCAGCCAAAAGCGGUGAAUUUACAGAGAUUUCUAACUGGCUUCAGAUAGCUCCAGGAACUUGACUAACAAGGCAAACACCAUGAUUUUAAAAGUCUAUACAAGCCUUUUGCUCUUAUUCUUGGUCAAUUCUGUGUGGACUCGAACUGUGAGACAAGUUUAUGAUGAUCUGGAUCCUGGCCACUGGUCUCACUAUACUUCUGAGUGUCCACAGGAGUGCUUUUGUCCUCCUAGUUUCCCCAAUGCAUUAUACUGUGAUAACAAAGGACUUAAAGAAAUACCUCCAAUUCCAGCCAGAAUUUGGUACCUCUAUCUUCAAAACAAUCAAAUUGAAACAAUUUCAGAGAAGCCUUUUGCAAAUGCCACUCAUCUGAGAUGGAUAAAUCUGAACAAGAAUAAGAUCACAAACAGUGGGAUUGAGAAUGGUGUGCUGAGCAAGCUGAAAAGGCUGCUUUACUUAUUCCUUGAAGAUAAUGAGUUGGAAGAGGUUCCUGCUCCAUUACCAGUGGGUCUGGAACAGCUAAGACUAGCUAGAAACAAAAUCUCCAAAAUCCCAGAAGGAGUCUUCAGCCACUUGGAAAACCUUACUAUGUUAGACCUGCACCAGAACAGUUUGUUGGACAGCGCUCUUCAAAGUGACACCUUCCAAGGACUCAACAACCUCAUGCAGCUCAACAUAGCAAAAAAUUCACUCAAGAAAAUGCCUUUAAGCAUUCCAGCUAAUACACUGCAGCUGUUUUUGGACAACAACUCCAUCGAAGUUAUACCAGAAAACUACUUCAGUGCAAUACCCAAAGUGACUUUCCUUAGGCUGAACUACAAUAAACUAUCUGAUGAUGGUAUCCCUUCAAAUGGGUUUAAUGUGUCAUCUAUUCUAGACCUACAGCUGUCUCACAAUCAGCUCACUAAAAUUCCACCAAUCAAUGCUCAUCUUGAGCACCUUCAUCUUGAUCACAACAAAAUCAAAAGUGUUAAUGGUACUCAGAUGUGCCCAGUUUCCAUUGCCCUAGAAGAAGAUUAUGGUUAUUAUGGCAACAUCCCUCGCCUCCGAUACCUUCGUCUGGAUGGGAAUGAAAUUCAGCCUCCAAUCCCACUGGAUAUCAUGAUCUGUUUCCGACUACUUCAAGCUGUUGUCAUAUAAAGAUAAUGCAAUGUCACUCUUGUACUGUGAGAGUGCUAAGAUACAAGUUUUGCUGGAAUGAAACUUGUUCUAACUCAAAUCAAGAAGUAACAGCUUUAUUUGACUUUAAUUUUCUUCUUUGCUUGUAUCUUUUCUACAACUGAAAAGGUUGUUCUUUCAGAAGGGAUUUUGUAUGGACCUGAAACAUGUGCUUAACCCCUUAUCCUAUAAAUUCAUAAUGUGAAUAUAUUGAAAAUCAUCUGUGUAAGAUCCCAAAUAUUCCAAAGAAAAUCCUUACUUGCUCCAUCUUUCUUCUCAAAUGUGACAAUGCCUACCCUGCUAACAUAAUUCCUAUAGACAAGUUAUGUGUCCUCAUUUAGUUAUAUAAUAAAUAACACCAUGAAUUUGGGUGCACUUGGCCAAAUA
Messenger RNA from Camarhynchus parvulus, 1784 nucleotides. It is a transcript of the gene KERA, whose product is annotated as keratocan. The record is from RefSeq and is a predicted model, not a curated record. Lineage: Eukaryota; Metazoa; Chordata; Aves; Passeriformes; Thraupidae. The coding region runs from base 321 to 1379 and encodes 352 amino acids. The transcript has 4 exons. Gene Ontology annotation, molecular function: protein binding.